Momordica charantia (bitter melon) is the source of this 1640-nucleotide messenger RNA. RefSeq names its product Core-2/I-branching beta-1,6-N-acetylglucosaminyltransferase family protein. Gene Ontology annotation, cellular component: membrane. NCBI's taxonomy places the organism in Eukaryota, Viridiplantae, Streptophyta, Magnoliopsida, Cucurbitales, Cucurbitaceae. Gene Ontology annotation, molecular function: glycosyltransferase activity. The record is from RefSeq and is a predicted model, not a curated record.
CCCGCGAAACCUGCCCCUUUUCCUCCCCGGUCAGCCGGGCAGCUCCCGCCGUUACGUUUAACGGAAUCAAAUAGAAACCCCUCCGAGACCUUGACUCCGUUAACUCACAGAGUCAAGCUUCGUUUCUCCUCCUUCCGUCUUCGAUCUUGAAUCUUCUCUCGCCAUCGCCAUUGCCAAAUUGCAAUUGCAGUUUCUCUCUCUUCUGGUUUUUUCUUUUUCUUGUUUUCUCUCUCUAAAAGUCACAGUGGCUGAGGUUCAUGAAUCGAAGCUCCCUUACUCCCGACCCCACUCCUUCAAUUCAAUCCAAUUUUCCCAGAAACUGGAAUUUUCUUCUCUGCCAAACACCCUCACUGCUUCUUCUUCUUCUUCUUCGAUUUCCGCCACAAUUCCAGACCAUCAUCAUCACCAUCACAAUUCUUUCAAUUCUAGAACUGCUUUUUCCCCCAGAUUUCCCUUCAAUUUCUCGCAAUUUCCCGCCCUGAGGUUCGUGAUUCCUCUCCCAGCUCCCUCCAUGUUCUCCACUCCAUUCGUUCUCGCCUUCUCCCUCCUCCUCUCGCUCCCAAUCCUCUUCCUUCUCCAGUAUUGUGUCCCUCUUCAUUCCUUCUCUUAUGUUUAUAACUCUCUGUUUUCUUCCACGACGUUUGAUUUCACCUCCUCUGAGUCCGAGCUGACUCGGCGAGGCGUGAGGCUUCGAUUCAAGAGUUUUAUUGAGAUUGUCUCCAAAGAACCGCAUCUGUGGAAGCGGUACACGGCGAGGGGUCGGUUCACGAUGAUGCCCGAGGUCCCGUUUGAGAAAUUUCGGGUUGGAUCUCAGUUCUUCGUGUUGACUAGAAAGCACGCGGUGGUGGUUGUCAAUGAUCGGUCCUUGUGGAGGAAAUUCAAGAUUCCUUGCCAUAGUGUCGACAAUUGUUACCCAGAAGAACACUAUUUUCCAACUCUUCUUUCGAUGAUGGAUCCUAAUGGCUGCACCCAAUACACGCUUACUCGGGUUAAUUGGACAGGAACAUCUAAUGGCCAUCCUUAUGCGUAUCAGAGUGCUGAGAUUUCUCCGAAGCUUAUUCACCAGCUCCGGAAAUCGAAUUAUUCGGAAUCCUACUUGUUUGCCCGGAAAUUCACACCGGAUUGCUUGAGACCGCUCAUGAGUAUUGCCAAGUCUGUGAUUUUCCGGGACUGAGAUCCUUCACUGGCUAAUGACAAAAAAGAUGCCACGCCAGUGCUGUAGCUUUGCUUCUUGAUAAGGAAGAAGAAAAAGAAAAAGUUUUGUGUGGGAAUAUGGCUAUGAAGAGGCGCCAAAGUGCCCACAGCCUGUAAGCCCACAAGUAUCCAGACUGCGGAACUGCCAGUCCAGACAAAGCGUCGGACAAAACCAUUUUUUGUUCAAGGAAAAAGAACAGUUCGAGAAAGAGAUGCGAGUGAAGCAGAAAGCAAGGUACUCUUGUUGAAAGUUGUAUUUUAUUUUUAACUUCUUCCACUUUUUGUCCCUUGUAUUUUGAUAAUGUAACUGUAGAAAGCGGAAGAACAGAAUGAAAAAUGGAAUUGUUCUCCUGUCUUUCCUAUGGUUUUUUCUUUUGUACAUAUGUAAUAUCAUGGAAGGAAGCUCUAAGAAAUUGAAGAAUGGAAAGGAAUAUUGUUCAUUGUCA